Messenger RNA from Hirundo rustica (Barn swallow), 477 nucleotides. RefSeq names its product cathelicidin antimicrobial peptide (gene CAMP). Bases 1 to 477 code for a protein of 158 amino acids. Gene Ontology annotation, cellular component: extracellular region. The record is from RefSeq and is a predicted model, not a curated record. The transcript has 4 exons. Gene Ontology annotation, molecular function: lipopolysaccharide binding. Gene Ontology annotation, biological process: innate immune response; defense response to Gram-negative bacterium; antimicrobial humoral immune response mediated by antimicrobial peptide. Lineage: Eukaryota; Metazoa; Chordata; Aves; Passeriformes; Hirundinidae.
AUGGCGAGCUGGUGGGUGCUGGUGCUGGCCGUGCUGGGGGGGGCCUGCGCCCUCCCCGCCCCGGCGCCCGUCGCCUACACCCAGGCGCUGGCGGAGGCCGUGGAUUCCUACAACCAGCGGCCCGAGGUGCAGAACGCCUUCAGGCUGCUCAGCGCUGAGCCCGAGCCCGCCCCGGGCGUGGAGCUGAGCUCGCUGCAGGGUCUCAACUUCACCAUGAUGGAGACGGAGUGCGCCGCCAGCGCCCGCAUCAACCCCGACGACUGCGACUUCAAGGAGAACGGGGUCAUCAAGGAGUGCUCGGGCCCGGUGCAGCUCCUGCAGGGCUCCCCCGAGAUCGACCUGCGCUGCUCCGACGCCUCCUCCGACCCGGUUCUGAUCCAGCGCGGCCGCUUCGGGCGCUUCCUGGGCAAGAUCCGGCACUUCCGGCCCAGGAUCAAGUUCAACGUUCACCUGAGGGGCUCCGUGGGGCUGGGCUGA